Molecule: messenger RNA, 7124 nt
Organism: Perognathus longimembris pacificus (Pacific pocket mouse)
Lineage: Eukaryota; Metazoa; Chordata; Mammalia; Rodentia; Heteromyidae
Gene: Usp32
Product: ubiquitin specific peptidase 32
Exons: 35
Coding region: 90-5045 (1651 amino acids)
Biological process (GO): protein deubiquitination
Cellular component (GO): Golgi apparatus
Molecular function (GO): calcium ion binding; cysteine-type deubiquitinase activity
Source: RefSeq, a predicted model, not a curated record
CUUUCCCUCUCUCUCCCUCUGUCUCGCUGUCUCUCUCAUGUUCCUAUGUAGAUGAUAACACCAUCCUUUGAAUUUUCUAGGCUAGAAGUAUGGAUAUUGUUCUGUACUGCUCUAUCUCAGUCAAGCAUCAAGUUCUGCUGACUUUUCCUUUUGGCUGGCUUCCAGAUUUAGCUCCUUUUCUUCUUAUACUAGCAGCCUACAUUUUGCUUCCAGUUACAGAUGUAGAGCUGAAGCGACUUAAAGAUGCCUUCAAGAGGACCUGUGGACUCUCGUAUUACAUGGGCCAGACCUGCUUCAUCAGGGAAGUACUUGGGGAUGGAGUACCUCCAAAGGUUGCUGAGGUGAUUUACUGUUCUUUUGGUGGAACACCCAAAGGGCUACAUUUCAAUAACUUAAUAGUUGGACUAGUCCUCCUUACAAGAGGAAGAGAUGAAGAAAAAGCAAAAUACAUUUUUAGUCUUUUUUCAAGUGAAUCUGGGAGCUAUGUUGUACGGGAAGAAAUGGAAAGAAUGCUUCAUGUGGUGGAUGGUAAAGUCCCAGAUACACUCAAAAAGUGUUUCUCAGAGGGUGAAAAGGUAAACUAUGAAAAAUUUAGAAAUUGGCUUCUUACAAACAAAGAUGCUUUUACCUUCUCUCGUUGGCUACUAUCUGGAGGGGUGUAUGUUACCCUUACUGAUGAUAGUGAUACUCCUACUUUCUACCAAACUCUGGCUGGCGUCACACAUUUGGAAGAAUCAGACAUCAUUGAUCUCGAAAAGCGCUAUUGGUUGCUGAAGGCUCAAUCCCGAACGGGACGAUUUGAUUUAGAGACCUUUGGCCCAUUGGUUUCACCACCUAUUCGUCCUUCUCUAAGUGAAGGUUUGUUUAAUGCCUUUGAUGAAAAUCGUGACAAUCACAUAGACUUUAAGGAGAUAUCCUGUGGGUUAUCAGCUUGUUGCAGGGGACCCCUGGCUGAAAGACAGAAAUUUUGCUUCAAGGUGUUUGAUGUUGACCGUGAUGGAGUUCUCUCCAGGGUUGAAUUGAGAGACAUGGUGGUUGCACUUUUAGAGGUCUGGAAGGACAACCGCACUGAUGAUAUCCCAGAAUUACAUAAGGAUCUCUCUGACAUUGUGGAAGGCAUAUUGGAUGCACACGACACUACAAAGAUAGGCCAUCUUACUCUAGAAGACUAUCAGAUCUGGAGUGUGAAAAAUGUUCUUGCCAAUGAAUUUUUGAAUCUCCUCUUCCAGGUAUGUCACAUAGUUCUUGGGUUAAGACCAGCUACUCCAGAAGAAGAAGGACAAAUUAUUAGAGGAUGGUUAGAGCGAGAAAGCAGGUAUGGUCUGCAGCCAGGACACAACUGGUUUAUCAUCUCCACACAGUGGUGGCAACAGUGGAAAGAAUAUGUCAAAUACGAUGCCAACCCUGUUGUAAUUGAGCCCUCAUCUGUUAUGAAUGGAGGGAAAUUUUCAUUUGGUGCAGCAGUACAUCCUGUAGAGCAAGGUGAUGAUAGAAUUGGAGGCAACCUCAGUUAUGUGAAUACCUCAGAAGAAAAAUUUUCAGACAACAUUUCUACUGCAUCUGAAGCCUCAGAAUCUGCAGGCAGUGGCUUUCUGUAUUCUGCCACACCAGGGGCAGAUAUGUGCUUUGCUCGCCAACAUAACACUUCUGACAAUAACAACCAGUGUUUGCUAGGAGCUAAUGGGAAUCUUCUGUUGCACCUUAAUCCUCAGAAACCAGGAGCUAUUGAUAACCAGCCACUAGUAACUCAAGAACCAGUAAAGGCUACAUCAUUAACACUAGAAGGAGGACGAUUAAGACGAACUCCCCAGCUGAUCCAUGGAAGAGAUUAUGAAAUGGUCCCAGAACCUGUAUGGAGAGCACUUUAUCAUUGGUAUGGAGCAAACCUGGCCCUACCUAGACCAGUGAUCAAGAAUAGCAAGACAGACAUCCCAGAGCUGGAAUUGUUUCCUCGAUAUCUUCUCUUCCUAAGACAGCAGCCUGCAACUCGGACACAGCAGUCUAACAUCUGGGUGAAUAUGGGUAUGAUGAGCCUGAAAAUGUUUCCUCAGCAUUUACCGAGAGAUAACAUGAGAGGCAAGAUGCGUUGUUGUGCUUUUAGAAAUGUGCCUUCUCCAAAUGCACCUCUAAAGCGAGUGUUAGCCUAUACAGGCUGUUUUAGCAGAAUGCAGACCAUCAAGGAAAUUCAUGAGUAUCUAUCUCAAAGGCUUCGCAUCAAAGAGGAAGAUAUGCGCUUAUGGCUAUACAAUAGUGAGAAUUACCUUACACUUCUGGAUGAUGAAGAUCAUAGAUUGGAAUAUUUGAAAAUCCAGGAUGAACAGCACCUGGUAAUUGAAGUUCGAAACAAAGAUAUGAGUUGGCCUGAGGAAAUGUCCUUUAUAGCGAACAGUAGUAAAAUAGAUAGACACAAAGUUCCCACAGAAAAGGGAGCCACAGGUCUGAGUAACCUGGGAAACACAUGCUUCAUGAAUUCAAGCAUCCAGUGUGUUAGUAACACACAGCCUCUGACACAAUAUUUUAUCUCAGGGAGACAUCUUUAUGAACUCAACAGGACAAAUCCCAUUGGUAUGAAGGGUCAUAUGGCCAAAUGCUAUGGUGAUUUAGUACAGGAACUUUGGAGUGGAACUCAGAAGAAUGUUGCCCCAUUAAAGCUUCGGUGGACCAUCGCAAAAUAUGCUCCCAGGUUUAAUGGAUUCCAGCAACAAGACUCCCAGGAGCUCCUGGCUUUUCUCUUGGAUGGUCUUCAUGAAGAUCUCAAUCGAGUACAUGAGAAGCCAUAUGUGGAACUGAAGGACAGUGAUGGACGACCAGACUGGGAAGUAGCUGCAGAGGCCUGGGACAACCAUCUGAGGAGAAAUAGAUCAAUUGUUGUGGAUUUGUUUCAUGGGCAGCUAAGAUCCCAAGUCAGGUGCAAGACAUGUGGACAUAUAAGUGUCCGAUUUGACCCUUUCAAUUUUUUGUCUUUGCCACUGCCAAUGGACAGUUAUAUGCACUUAGAAAUAACAGUAAUUAAAUUAGAUGGUACUACCCCCAUACGAUAUGGAUUAAGACUGAAUAUGGAUGAAAAGUACACAGGUUUGAAAAAACAGUUGAGUGAUCUCUGUGGGCUUAAAUCAGAACAGAUCCUUCUGGCAGAAGUACAUGGUUCUAACAUAAAGAAUUUACCUCAGGACAACCAAAAAGUUCGCCUCUCAGUGAGUGGAUUUUUGUGUGCAUUUGAAAUUCCCCUUCCUCCAUCUCCAGUUUCAGAAUCUAGUCCAGUACAAACAGAUUUCUCCUCUUCCCCAUCUACAAAUGGGAUGUUCAGCCUAACUACUAACGGGGACCUAUCUCGGCCAAUAUUCAUCCCCAAUGGAAUGCCAAAUACUGUUGUGCCAUGUGGAACUGAGAAGAAUUUCACAAAUGGAAUGGUGAAUGGUCAUUUGCCAUAUUUUCCUGACAUCCCUGUUACAGGAUACAUUAUUGCAGUCCACAGAAAAAUGAUGCGGACAGAACUGUAUUUCCUGUCAUCUCAGAAGAACCGCCCCAGUCUCUUUGGAAUGCCACUGAUUGUUCCCUGUACUAUGAAUACCCGGAAGAAAGACCUAUAUGAUGCUGUUUGGAUUCAAGUGUCUCGGUUAGCCAGCCCACUCCCACCUCAGGAAGCUAGUAAUCAUGCUCAGGACUGUGAUGACAGUAUGGGCUAUCAAUACCCAUUCACGCUACGAGUUGUGCAGAAAGAUGGGAACUCCUGUGCUUGGUGCCCAUGGUAUAGAUUUUGCAGAGGCUGUAAAAUUGCUUGUGAUGAAGACAGAGCUUACAUUGGAAAUGCCUCUAUUGCUGUGGAUUGGGACCCCACAGCCCUUCAUCUCCGUUAUCAAACAUCACAGGAAAGAGUUGUAGAUGAGCAUGAGAGUGUGGAGCAGAGUCGGCGAGCACAAGCUGAGCCCAUCAACCUGGACAGCUGUCUCCGGGCUUUCACCAGUGAGGAGGAGCUAGGGGAAAAUGAGAUGUACUACUGUUCCAAGUGUAAGACCCAUUGCUUGGCAACCAAGAAGCUGGAUCUCUGGAGGCUUCCCCCCAUCCUGAUUAUUCACCUGAAAAGAUUUCAGUUUGUAAAUGGCCGGUGGAUAAAAUCACAGAAAAUUGUUAAAUUUCCUCGUGAAAGUUUUGAUCCUAGUGCUUUUUUGGUACCAAGAGACCCAGCUAUCUGCCAGCAUAAAGCACUCACACCCCAGGGGGAUGACCUUUCUGAGUCAAGGGUUCCAGCAGAAGUAAAGAAAGUGGAUGCCCAGAGCUCAGCAGGCGAAGAAGACGUGCUCCUGAGCACGAGUCCGUCUUCACUCAGUGCAAACAUCACUAGUAGCCCAAAAGGUUCUCCUUCUUCAUCAAGGAAAGGUGGAACCAGCUGUCCCUCCAGCAAAAACAGCAGCCCUAACAGUAGCCCACGGACUUUGGGGAGGAGCAAAGGAAGGCUCCGGCUGCCUCAGAUAGGCAGCAAAAAUAAGUUAUCAAGUAGUAAGGAGAACUUGGAUGCCAGCAGAGAGAAUGGGGCUGGGCAGAUCUGCGAGCUGGCUGAUCCCUUGAGCAGAGGGCAUGUGCUGGGAGGCAGCCAGCUGGAGCUCGUCACCCCUCAGGACCAUGAAGUCACUUUGGCCAAUGGAUUUCUGUAUGAGCAUGAGGCAUGUGGCAAUGGCUACAGCAAUGGUCAAUUUGGAAACCACAGUGAAGAAGACAGCACUGAUGACCAAAGAGAAGAUAGUCGUAUUAAACCUAUUUAUAAUCUAUAUGCAAUUUCGUGCCAUUCAGGAAUCCUGGGUGGGGGCCAUUAUGUGACUUACGCCAAAAACCCAAACUGCAAGUGGUACUGUUAUAAUGACAGCAGCUGUAAGGAACUUCACCCUGAUGAAAUUGACACCGACUCUGCCUACAUUCUUUUCUAUGAGCAGCGUGGGAUAGACUAUGCACAAUUUCUGCCAAAGAUUGAUGGCAAAAAGAUGGCAGACACGAGCAGCAUGGAUGAAGACUUUGAGUCCGAUUACAAAAAGUACUGUGUGUUACAGUAAAGGCUCCCGCUGCGCUGCUAGACUGGCUGGUGGUGAGGGAGAGGACUCCUUGUAGCUGACAUUCGGCUCAAGCAUCACUGAAAGGCAAACUAAACAUAGUUAUUUUAUUCUGUGACCCUGAAGCACAAAAGAAAAAUCCUAAUUAAAAUAGCAGUGAAGCUUAUGAAUAAUAACAAAUUUGUUUUGAAGUCUCUCUGGUUGAGAACCUUCAGGCAGAUCCCACCAUUAGCCUGUAGAUAAAAGGGUUUGGCACCAACCACCUGGGACCAAAUACGAAUUAAAUUGUGCUUGUCCAGAUAUGAACAGAUUUGUAGUAAGGAUAGAGCUUACCAAUAAUCAUAACAAAAUACUAAGGAUUUCCUUAGAGUCAAAGUAAAAAAAAAAAAAUUGUAGUGUUGUCUAGGACGACAUGAUAUGCUACCUCCUUUUUCCUGAAGUUUUAUUCCAUUAUACUGACAAGGUAGGGAAAGCAGAAUCUUGGAAGGUGUGCAAAUGAUUCUCAUACCAUGAACACAGAUUUUUUCAUUUUUUUUUAAACCAUUUCCCCACUCUAAGUCUUUCUUGCUUUUUAUUGUGUUUGUGUUUGAGACACAACCAGUCACUGGUGGCAGAGGCAUAUGGUGGUGGAUCUGAGAGGGAUAAUCUCGUAAAAUAAACUAUGUCCUUUGGGCCAGGGUCUUCACCAGAAGAUCCAGGAGAAAGAGAAGGCAUCUGUGAAAGCCAGCUAAGGUGGCUGCCUGGGGUAAAGGCAUCUUUCUUGUAGGGUACUUCAAGUGUCCUCCAAACUUCCCCACACACUGUGAGUGUGGCAGGGUGGUUGCCAGUGCUUGCACCAUCUUCCCAUGUAUGUGUUGCACACAGGUCCCAGGAGAGUGAGUAGCAUCAAAGUUAGAUGGCGUUUCACAUUAGUGGUGGUUUUUCUCCCUGUUUUCUUGUUUUGCACUUUAAAAAAGAAAAUACAAACAAACUUACAUUUUGAUGGCUCUAAGGGCUAUAAACUAACUUGAUUGGGGUAUUUUCCCCAUCUUAUAAAACUUUAGAAACAAAACACAUCCCAAACCGUGAUAGUUCGUGUAGUUUUAGUGAAAUUGGUGAGUUUAGGAAGUAAAAUGUUUUGUUUGCACAGCCAUUCAUUUUUUUUAUUUAGGUUUUUUUUUUUGUUUUGUUCUUGAUUUGUUUGGGGGUUGUUGUUUUUUGCACUAGUUAUCAAAAGUUGUUUCUUGCUUACAUCAUUUUUCUUCUGAUUAUUCAAGACUGGAACAAAAAUGAAUGUUAUUUAUUUUCAAGCAGCAUUUUUUCCUGUGUUGUGUUUUAAUUUCUGUUCAAAUGAAAUGUUUCUCUUUGUUUUUUGGUCUUUUUAGAAAAUAUUUUAGGCCCUAGAAGUUAAUUCUCACAGUCAGAUUCUUUUGACCUUCCUUCCUCCUCAUGGUAGUAAUACCAGUGUAAUUAAGCAUUUGUGUUGUGAUAUCUAAGGCCAGUAAAUACUAGUUCUUCCCAGAGCAUUUAGAAAGGCUGCCUUAAAUGGCUGCCUAGGAUGGAACCCUUUUCAGAAGAAUAUAAUUGCAAGUAGGAAGGAAUGGCCAAAUGGUUUAAUGUAAUGAAGUCAAAAUGAAUACAUUGUAGUCUCAAGAUUUUCAGUGUAUCAAAUCUGUCGAUUCCGAUGUAGACAAGUCCCAUGAAAAAAGUAGAUUUUAAAUAAUUUCCUUACAGAUGUUUUGUUUAAGCAGGUAGCACAAUCUACUAAUGUUGUUUGAUCUGUGUUUGUUAUAUUGGUUGUAAUUAAUUUUUUAAAUUCAUGAACUAGCAGAAAAUUUAUUAAAUUAACUAUUAACUUACAUUCACCUUGUAAAUUUCUGUAUAAAACUUGUUGACAAUGCACUGACUUUAGAAAGAUGUUAAUGUACAUAAAUAGAGUGUAAAUAAAAUAGUGUUGUACUGAAAUAUGAACUGUAUAAAACGUAUUGGUAAUUAUAUAUGGAGUGUAUCUGUUUAUCUGUAACUAUUACCCAAACAAAUUAAAUACUGUGGAUGCCCAUGUGUUGUUUUCCUCAAACAAGUAAACAAAAAAGUCAGCUUCUU